Merops nubicus (carmine bee-eater) is the source of this 710-nucleotide messenger RNA. RefSeq lists its product as uncharacterized. The transcript has 5 exons. NCBI's taxonomy places the organism in Eukaryota, Metazoa, Chordata, Aves, Coraciiformes, Meropidae. The record is from RefSeq and is a predicted model, not a curated record. The annotation marks the transcript as partial.
GAACUCCAGCAGCUUAGCAAGCAAUACAGCAAUAUCAAGCUUCUCCAACUGGAUGUGGUCUGUGAAAACAGCAUCAAGAAAGUAGUCAAGGAAGUGGAAGAGAUUGUGGGAGACAAAGGUCUGAACUGCCUCAUUAACAAUGCUGGCAUCAAUGUGCUUGCUUCCUUGGAAGAAGUCACAGCAGAGACAAUGCUCACCAUCUAUGAAACCAACACAGUUGCCCAGCUGAUGGUCACCAAGGCAUUUCUACCCCUCCUGAGGAAGGCAGCCCAGCUGAGCACAGGAAUGGGCUGCCACAGAGCUGCUAUCAUCAAUAUGUCCUCUCUUGCUGCCUCCAUGCAGCUCGUCCAGGCAAAUGAGAUGUUCCUCAAGGUCUACCCCUACAGGAUAGCAAAGACUGCUCUGAACAUGAUCACCAGGUGUCUGGCUGCAGACUUGAAAGCGGAUGGAAUUCUCUGUAUUUCUUUGCAUCCAGGCUGGCUUCAGACAGACAUGGGGGGAAACAUGGCUCCCAUGCAGGUGCAAGAGGCUAUCCCAGGUAUUCUCUCUGUCCUGGACCGUCUGGGUGAGAAGGAGAAUGGUUCCUUCCUGGACUGGCAAGGGGAAACUCUGCCGUGGUAGAGGAGCAGAGUACACUGCAGGAGCACCACACCACUCACUGUUUGACUUGUGCCACUGAUGUCUGUGUCUCUAGGGUUUUCUUAGAUGCU